Molecule: messenger RNA, 2572 nt
Organism: Cherax quadricarinatus
Lineage: Eukaryota; Metazoa; Arthropoda; Malacostraca; Decapoda; Parastacidae
Source: RefSeq, a predicted model, not a curated record
AUGGUGAGAGCAUUGAGGGGCCAGGAUGGUGAGAGCAUGAGAGACCAGGAUGGUGAGAGCAUAAAAGACCAGGAUGGUGAGAGCAUAAAAGACCAGGAUGGUGAGAGCAUAAAAGACCAGGAUGGUGAGAGCAGAAAGGGCCAGGAUGGUGAGAGCAGAAAGGGCCAGGAUGGUGAGAGCAGAAAGGGCCAGGAUGGUGAGAGCAGAAAGGGCCAGGAUGGUGAGAGCAGAAAGGGCCAGGAUGGUGAGAGCAGAAAGGGCCAGGAUGGCACCUACAGCAUUUCUGAUCUACUGGCAUUGGAAGAGGUGGGAUGGUGGUACAAUAUCACUAAAAGGUCUUUUUAUAUCUGUAGGUGUUGCGUGGUAUUGGUGGUGUUCGCUGUGGUGUUAGUGGUGGUGGGCGGCCAGAUGCAACCACUCGACGGCCCAGGAGCGCUCCAGGUGUUGAAGAGCAUGGGGCUGGACCGUGGAGGAGGUAUUCCCCAGGUCACACAGGGUGAAAGGCUUCGUCAGGGAGACUCCCCCAUCUACUAUAUCAAACUGCCGCCCAUGCCCUACUUCUACGUCAACAACAACCUGCAGCAGGAGUCCUACCCCACCACCUCAUUUCCCUUCCACAGGUUGGACCUCGAUUUCACUAACAACGGCCGACCAACCCAGAUCUACCACUGGAAUCAGGCCACCUCCAUUCCUGAUUUGUGGAAUCUUCCAUCAUCUACAUCCUCUACCACUACGACGACCACUACCCCAGCUACCACAACCACCACCACUCCUCAAACCACAACUACCACCAUCACCACCCCGACUACAACUACAACCAUCCGGCCCAUAAAAAAGCCAUGGCUGACCCUCAACAAAUUCUUUCCUUACAAUGGACGACCUUCCAACGUGUAUAUUUGGAAGCCACGACCCAGUGUCGCCGUCCAAAAAUACAAACAUCCUUACUUUAAGCACUUCAACUACUAAUAAGCAGUGUUAUUCCAUGCACUUUAACGCUGUUAGACAAGUACAACUUCUCAUAUUAGAACCCAAGCCAACUUAUAAGAUUAUACAGAGUUAUAUAAAUGUGUAAGGCUGUUCUCAUCUACACUUGCUAAUAAAAAAACGCUAUACCGAGGAAAAAUACACUGCAGAUAUAGCGUUUUAUUAUCUAGAGGUUUGUAAACUUGCAUAAAGAUGUUCAUCAGCAUUUGCAUUUACAUUGACUUUUCACAAUUCUUGCUUCGUGGCUUCUAACCUUAUGAUCGCUUAAUAAUGAUAGCGAUGUCCUGGGUUGCUAAAGCUAGAUCCCAUUGUGAAAAACUAAAAAAUUUGCAUUAUACAACAUUCAAAAUAAAAAAAUGACAUGUACAAAGGCAACUGCGAAUUAAAAGAGCACAUGUGUGCAAGCAGCUUUUUAUGUUAGGCGAACACACAUACUGUUCUUAGUUCUGUUUAAUGACACUGAGCUCUAUUUUCUUAUGCCAUUACAAAUGUACAUACAUGUAUUGGAAACAAAUAACUAUAAUAGCCUGAGUUUAGAGCGUUAAUGACAUUUAUUUGAAUUAGUUAAAAUAUUUUUUUCAACAAAAAAAAAAAAAAAUCAUUAUACGAUUCUGCCAAGAUGGAUUCGUUAAAUGACAGUGACAUCUAUAUUUAGGAGUUUAUAAGUAAUUAAUAAAACACGAAUAAACAUUCUACUAAUCGUAUUUUCAACCCCUCUAGUGAUAAGAAAUUAUUGCACAACAGAUUAUUUGAAGUCUUUUACCUCUGUCUCUAGUUUGAAGUAUUGUUAAAAACCACAUAUCCAUCUCUAGAUUAAAAGCAGAUAAUCUACCUUUAGCAGGCUCUCUAUGAUCCUAAGAGGUUUAGUGUUUUCUCGUGAUUAUAUAAUUCUUCAUAUUUGGACUAAGGAAUAGCUGCCUCAGUCAGCCACACCAACAGGUACAGUUCUUAAGCCAAUAUAUUGGGAAUUUAUUUAUAGGUACGAAUAAAUUAUAGAUGGAGAAAUGAAACCUAUGGUCAGAAUACUGUAGGAAUCUGCGACGCGCAUCCAACUCCUGGUGGAAGUGAACUAAGAAGGAAAUAAAAAUUAUUUUUACCUCAGAAAUCGACCUGAAAAUGUUUGCUUCAAUACUGAAGACAAUUUCUGAGAAAAAAUAAAAACCACUUCCAUAUCUUCAAGGUUUUUCUAUUUCCUCGUUUCUUCAUGAAAAUCUCAAUAUUCUAAACCCGUCGUCGUAAGAGAAUGCUGCUCACCGUCACUUCUCCUUUCCAAUAAAUAAACGAAAAAAAUCAUACUUCCAUAACAGUUAUUGUGUACCGGGAUAUAGCUGGCUAUUACUGGCGGUAAAAGCAUUUUCAAUAUUACUAUUUUUAAUGAUUAUUAUUGCUUUUUUCUAUCAAGUGAACAAAACACAGGCGCUCUCUGGCCGCCUUGUGCUGAAGAUUACAUAGAAGUAUAUAUAUAUAUGUCGUGCCGAAUAGGUAAAACUUGCGUUUUGCCUAUUCGCUCUUCUUGCCGAAUAAGGCAAGCAAAAAUGUGUGUAUGCAAUAAUUUCGCAAAGAUCAUUCUGAACCUAACGAAAAAAUA